AUGCAUUCAUGCAGUCAGUUAGCCUUCGUUUCUUUGCCGUUCUUAAACCUUUUGUUUCAGAAAUGCAUCACCGGGAGAGCCAACUAGACUUUCUGGAGCGCUGUUAAUAUAUGCCAACAGCAGACUGGAACCACAACUAUAAAGUUCCAAAGCGCCGAAAAGAUGGCUGUGGCCAAUGUAUCGCUUGCAACAUCUCCGGAUACUGACAACGGAACGUGCAGUUUUGGACAACCUGGACUAUGCUGGCUCAUAACAUUGGAUAACACGACACUGGCCAAUACAACGGUUGCAGCAUCCCUGGCUAAAGUUCCGUGGACAUAUUACGGUUUUUGCUUCGCCAGUCUUUUCGGAGUUGGAAUUUUCAUAUUAUUCCACGCAGUUAUUAGAGUUCCGUGGUACAUUUACGUUUUCCUUAAACGAGUCUACCGGCAUUUCUUGCUGUCACCGAUUCCUUUCUUGCGGGGAUUAUUCGUUUUCGCUCUAAGCAUAACCUCACUGUCAAACAAUUUUUUUGGACCAUACAUGUUUUGGACUGAUGGGAAAUUAAACCAUCAGUGGCACGCACCUCUACCUACCGAAGACCGGAAAGCGGCUAGGACCGAUUUCGCUCUCAAUAUCGCCUUACUGAUGCUUCUCGUAUUUAAGCCCGUCAAGUUCAAAUGCUGGAAUGAUGGCUCGGUGCCUUUUAUUCCGACGGGAAGAGGUUAUUCACGGUUCUUCCGAGGUUUUUGCAAGCCAGCACGAUUAGCAGCCAGUGUUUUUAACCUUUUGCGGGACUGGGAAUUCGUUUCCAACAUGGCUAAUUUGCCGCUGGUGUUUUAUGAAAUAUGUAUUGUUGCUUGUGUCGAUUACACCAUGCCUGGCUUAUGGAAAGUGGCGGUCAUAAGCUUACAGUUCCUUCGACUGUUUUGCUUAAUUUGGUUUUGCGAUGAAAUAAUACGCAUUUUUCCGAAGUUGCCACUAAAGAUUGGCACUGUCAUGAGGAGGAUAACAUGGAUUGCCUGUUGCUUCUUGAGCUGUGCAGCAUGGAUUCAGCUGAUGGAAAUUCUGGGCGAUUUCUGGCUACAAUCUUACAACGGACAAAAAGAUUUGUCAUACGGCAAGGUCGUGACGUUUCUCUAUGGCAAACUGGUUUUUCUGGAUGUGACUUCUGCGCAACUUGAAACGACAACCGCAAAGAUUUCCGUGUACAUUGUUCAAGCCAUCACCCUGAUAUUUCUCGUGCAAAUCAUACCGGAAAUGCUGAAGCAGUUACCAAGAAUUUUAAAAAUUCGCGCAUUUGACACCGUGUACCGAAAAAGAGAUACAAAAUAUGUCGCAUUGCUGGGUUCCAUAAAUCCGGAUGCCGUGGAGAGGUUUGCAGGCACCUUCCGAUCAACAAACCCUGGUGAAAACAUUGCAGUUCUUCUAGAGCCAGAAGCAUCAGACGACGCAACAGAGGAAAUGAAUACAGUGGCAGGAAAGUAUCGGGAUAUCCUGACCAUUGUGUCAGGUUCAGUUUUCAAGAAACAGGACCUGAAAAACGUCAUUUCAAAGCACUGCCAGUGUGCGUUCUUUUUUGCUAAUGAAAGUGCGCCAAACUUUACCGCCGAGGACCACUGCAAUUUCCUGCGUGUUCAUGCACUGAAACGAUACCACCCUAAAGUUAGGGUCAUCGUCAAGGUUCUUCUAUAUGAAAACAAGGAACGAUUUUAUGACAUACCAAACUGGAGAAAAGCUAGCGCAGAUCCGUCUCUUCAAGUUGAUGGCAUCGUCUGCACAGCUGAAAUUCAGUUUUCACUUCUAGCUCAACGUUAUUUUGCACCGGGAAUAUCGCAGGUUGUUUACGACUGGUUCUCAAAACCACCCAAGAAAAAAAAUAGAGUAAGCCUAAGAAAGUUGUGGCGCUUCCUGAAAACGUUGCGGAAUUCCUAUGCAGAGCUUAGACCAUCACUUGCGGAAGGUGCCGAGAAGCGGCUUAGUCGGUCCGGUCGACAAACCAUCCGGUGUAUUGGAUAUCACACACCCAUGGAAAAAUUCCUCGAACCUCCACGCCCUUUUUUAGCAAGGGUUAGAGAACAAGUAUUGCGCUACGCACAAAGUGUACAAAUGCGGUGCUGUCCGCCGGAGGUACAAAACACGCCUGCCGAAGAAACACCUCUCCAACAAGUCCAAAAUGAAACCACGAUCGUCGUACAUGAGCCUCUGAAUCCAAGUCCUAAGAAGAUACAACUCUACAAAGACAUAGAGGCUAAGUUCAAAGGGAAGGGUAUUUUAUUCGCUGUACUGCAAGAGGAAAUAUUUCAUCUGUAUCCCCGAGAAAAUCUUAUUUUGAAAGACGGUGCCAAGCUGUUCUUUAUUACAUCCGCCUCUGUUAAUCUGCUGCAAAGAACACUCUGCGAGAAUUGCUUUGAUAAUAAAAAACGACAGCUAGGCUUGGCAUGUGAUCCGGAAUCUGUCACUGUGUGCACAAAUUGCACCAAAAACAUGAUUCCGCAACUCCAAACGAUGACUGCAUCAAUGGAGGAAAAUAAAGAUGAAAUAUGGGAUCCAACGGGACAGUAUCGGCAUUACCAAUCGACCAAAGGAGCCAUUCCGCUAAAGUGUGCUGACGAGAAAGACAGUGAAUUGUCCACACUAGAACAACAUGUUGUGAUCUGUGUUAUCUCGGAUCGAAGCGCAACGCCUAUUGGACUAGUCAACUUUAUUAAGCCGCUACGAAGUGUCCACGCAGUUCCGCCAGUUGUGGUCAUUCUGGGAGAACCCGACUUUCUGGCUACAGAAUGGGACAGUCUUCGCGAUUUUCCUAAUAUAUAUCCAGUCAAGGGUACCCCGCUUAACGAUAACCACCUGCGAGCCAUAAAUAUCCAAGCUAGCCGAAUGUGCCUGAUUGUGGAUGCCAGUGAGCGCCCCCAAGAAGAAUCUGAAAAAUGGAGCCUUUCGGCAAAUGCUGAUCUGAUAUGGCCGAUACUCCCCAAGCAUUUUUACCGGCAUGUGAAUGCAGUUUUAGCCACCGUAGCUAUCACGGAAUACCUUAAACGAACGUCGGAGCGAAAAGAUUUGUUGAUCGAACAGGCAGCGAAGGUCAUAGAAGAAAUACUGAAGAGAUACAACAUAGUUGAAGACGAAUUAGGAACACAUGCUGUAGCAUCUGCCAAAGCACAGCUUAAAACACUUCGGAAGAAGCGAGACCAGUUCGCCGAAAUGACUAUGGUGGAUAUCAGUAAGCUUUUGAAAACGACCGGCGAACAAAGCGGCGAACUAUUGGAAUUCCUUAAAAGAAUUCGCCAAGCAAAUGAUACAAGGAUCACUGCAAAAUGGCACACACAGGAACUAUGUCAAAAUGGCGUGGAAAUGCAGGAGGAACAUCUGACAAAUUUGACGAAAAUCAUGGAAACGUACCGCACUAAGAGCCAGAAGCUCGUUCAGAAAGCCGUUGAAGAAAUUACUGAAAAUUCAAAAACACCGAUGCCGCAGACCAACGAGGCAGUUAAGGGUCGUCGCCAUGAAGAUUUCACCGAAUUUGUCCUUGGUUUUCAAGACGCCCCACUGACCGUACAAACCGUCGAGUCGGUUGUCCUCGCGUGCUUUAAUCUGCCUAGAGAAACGGAUCCACUUCCGGAAUAUGUUAUUAACGAAGUUACAAUACUAUUGCAAUAUCGCAGCGAAAGUGACAGCGAGCUCCAAAAUGGCGCCAACGAAACUCAAGAGCUGCUGGCAACGCUUUUUGGAAGAAAUACUGCUGUAAUCCAGAAGGCAGAAACGCUUUUAAGAAGAAUACGCGGCGAAUAUGACCCAAUGCAAGAAGAUUGCAUAAAAGUUAUGCAAGACUUUGCAGAUUCGUUUGAUACGAUAUUGGAUUCGAAUCUGAAACAGAUAUUCGAACGAUUCCGUGAAGAAAAUUACAAAUCUUUACGGAUUUGUGUAGAGCAAAUCAUCGGAAAAUAUAAUUUAAUUCCCGAGAAAGCUGAGUUGGAGCUGAUCCAAUUUUUGAAGCAUUUUCGGGAAGCUUGCGAUCCGCUACCGGAGGAGAUCCUUACUUGCAUACAUCACGAUGCCGUGGGAUUGAUCUCGUGGAGCCAGGCAGCUGGCAACUCAGCAAAGCCGAAAGUGUCGGCUGACUGCACAAAGCCAAAUAUUGUCGACGCACUGAUGCUCAAAUGCUAUGAAGAUAAUGACAUUUUCGAUGCAACGCGCCUGCUUCUCUUGGGGGGCUACUGCGAUGCUCCAAAACAAGACCCGGAAGGGCGGGUUAGCGGAUGUCCUUAUCUAGGAAAUCAGGCAGUAUUAAGCAAGCUGUCUUCCAGUUACACCAAGUACAGCAGCGGGCGAGUGUGGAGGGGACUAAAGAAAUACAAUCCAUUGUCCGCUGACAUCGAUCGAUGUGCGCUAGGCGGUCAACAAGAUAAAAACGAGAAGGUUCAAUUUCAUAAAGACUUAUCCAUGAAGUCUUUAUCCGAAAAACUGGCGAAGAGAAACCUAUUAAUCCUGGCCCCUGAAUCUGCAGUCCAUAAGAGAGAAACUCGGAAUAACCAAAAUUAUUUUGCCCUCGAAAGACCAUUCCAUGUUGUGGCGCGCCAGAAACUGUUCGCAGAGGUCCUCGAUGAGUAUGACUUGAACCUGGAGGGGGAUGCGAAUCAAGUUAUUAAACUGGAGUUUUUACCUUCUUACAUUCUGAAAGCGAUUGCAGAGAAAAAUUCUGGCCUUCCUGCACGGAUCAGAAACGAUCAACACCAGGACUGGUUCUAUGCAUAUUACCGAAUCAUUGAUAAGGUUGCGAACCAUUCAGAAUAUCAGUCCCCGACUCUGAAAGAUGCUUUUAGCAAAAUGAGUCCAGACCCGGCUGCUUUUAGCAAAAUGAUUUCAGACCCGGCGGAAUAUCACAAAAAAGAUCAAGCGGAUAAACUUCCUAUGUUACCGAAGUCAAUUUUAAAUUUUGUUUUGGCCACAUAUUAUCACAAAAAGCUUGGUCAGAAGCCUUCUCCGAAGUCAACAAUACCAGUUAAAGAACUUUUCUACAAACGACAGGAGAUGCAUGAUGAUAACGCCACCCACAUAACUUGGAGUGACCUAGCGCUCGUUCCAUGGAAAGAUUUCCUGUAAACUUCUUGAAUCACACUUGUUGGUUUUGCAGUUUUGUUACUUUUGCAAGCAUCACAUACUUAAUAACCAGUUGGUUGCACAGCGAUUUAGUUUUUUUG
Messenger RNA from Paramacrobiotus metropolitanus, 5180 nucleotides. RefSeq lists its product as uncharacterized. The record is from RefSeq and is a predicted model, not a curated record. The transcript is spliced from 17 exons. The coding region runs from base 163 to 5082 and encodes 1639 amino acids. NCBI's taxonomy places the organism in Eukaryota, Metazoa, Tardigrada, Eutardigrada, Parachela, Macrobiotidae. Gene Ontology annotation, molecular function: large conductance calcium-activated potassium channel activity.